GGGAAAGCCGCCUUGACCGCCCGGGCCAUUUAAGGAACGAUCCACACCGCCCAUCGGGGAACCAAACAUUUCCAUCUUCUGCUCCUCCGCUGGUUCCCUGGAAUGCCCCGACUCUUACUUACUUAAUUAAUGAUGAACUAGGAGCUUCAGCCUUUCUAUUACAUUUAUAACCCGUCGAUUCUCCGAGAUACGACUCUACCGACUAGUGCUCUUUUCCCCGCUUAACGUGUCAAAUCCUUGAAGUGGACCCACCAAUCCUGGUGGUGAAGCCGAAACGUUUACCCUUCGUGAAAGGGUCCCGGGGGGUUGGGCAGCGCUCCUGGAUCGGACUGGGCUAAUCAAUCGUCAUUGCUCUCCGAUUUCUUCAUUUUGAUUUUUUGGCACUAGUUCUUUUUCGACGCUUCUUCCUUUCCCCUCCUUGAUUCGCCCAGACCCCGGACCGGGCUCGUGUGGGUGACCUCUCCAAUAAGAGCAGGGGGCACUAUCCGCAUUUUGGCAACUUCACACGCGCCACCACAUGAAACAUCCUCGGCGAACCAACCCCCCCUUUUGAGCUAGAUACGAGUGUGUUACGGGUUCCUUCAUAAGCUGCAGGACGGCCGGACGCCGUCCGCGGAGAGUGAAAAGUUACAAUUGAAGAAAAAGGGGGACCUUUCAGCUUAGCUUCUGGGAGUGUACCACGCGGAACGACUGUCAAUAUGGGGGAUACCGCGCCUCGGCAGUCCUCAGGACCGGGUACGACCUGGAAUCAGUUUUCUUGGGUUUUGUUGACAGUGCAGUAUACCACUUUCGCACUGUUGUUGCACUACUCGAGGGUCAUGCCGCCGACGGGCGGCAAACGGUAUCUCACGUCCACCGCCGUCUUCUUCAAUGAGGUCGUGAAGCUAGGAAUAUCCUUGACGAUGGCACUAUACGAAGUCUCGCGAUCCGCGCCUCCGACUGUCCCCGCAACGUCCCUCCUCUCCUCCCUGGCCUCCGCCGUCUUCUCCGGUGACAGCUGGAAGCUGGUGAUUCCGGCCUGUCUCUACACACUCGCCAAUUCCCUGCAGUACAUUGCGCUGUCGAAUCUGCAGGCGGCGACCUUCCAGGCGACCUAUCAAUUGAAGAUGAUUGUGUCUGCGAUCUUUGGCCUGCUGUUGCUCAAGAGGUCGGUGUCGCCGCGCAAGUGGGGGUUACUGCUGCUUUUGCUCGUGGGCGUCUGUCUUGUUCAAAUGCCCGAUGGUAGCUCCGAUGUGGCGUCUCUGGGCGACGAAGCUGCGCAGCAUGCCUUUCCCCGGUCCUUCGAGGAGUGGAAAGCCGCGAAAUCGCACCACGGGGGUCUACACAAACGGUCCGCGACAUACGAAGGCAUCGAGGAAGACCUGCAGACGGCCAACCCGCGCAUGAACGGCGCUAUUGGCCUCCUGGCCACCGUCGGGGCCAGUGUCGCAUCCGGCCUGGCAGGUAUCUAUUUCGAAAAGGUGUUGAAAGACAGUGCCAAAAUGACUUCGCUUUGGAUUCGUAACGUGCAAUUAGCGGUUUACUCUGUCUUCCCGGCGCUUUUCAUCGGGGUUAUAUUCCUGGACGGUGAAAAAAUCUCGAGCAACGGGGUUUUUGCAGGCUACAACUGGACCGUGUGGUCCUCGAUUGUCGUCCAAGCCGUUGUGGGUCUCACGACUUCGUUUUGCAUCCGCUAUGCCCACAGAGAUAUGCGGAACGUGGCCACCGCCACGAGUAUUAUCUUCACGACGCUGGGGAGUAGCUUGUUUUUUGACAUGGAAUUGUCCAGCACUUUCCUUGUUGGGACAUUUGGCGUUCUUGUCGCCACCUAUCUUUGCGAAGAUACAGGCCCUGUUCAUGGUCCGGGCAAGCGCCAGAGCGUUUCUCGCCCACCGCCGCUCGAGAUCGACCGGUACGAGAAAGACGCCAAAAGCAACACGACCUCACCGGCGUCGCCGGAGCCGAAAGAAUUCUCCAUCAAGCUCCCCACGACGCCGUUUCUGACCGACUCAGGCGUGUCGACGUCUCGGCCUACCUCGCCGGGCUACGCGGGAGUCAGUACCUCGCGCACUGUGAGCAGCGGCAGCUACUUCGACAAGCAUUGACGAGAUCAGUGAUUUGACGAGAUGGAUACGAACUUGCAUUUACCGUUUGAAUAUAACGUCCCACAUUGUACCAUGUCGCGUGCGGAGUAAAUAAGUAUAUGUUGAGGGGGGUGCUUCUUUCUUCAUCUAUUAUGCCGGCGUCUGUACUUCUAGUCUGUUCUCUGUGCAUUUUUGAUCAUGUGUUUUCUGAGCAUGCAUUAGGUAUCUUGAGAUAUCCUUCUUACAUAUGGGCUGUAUCAUAUCGGCGAUUGUUU
Molecule: messenger RNA, 2338 nt
Organism: Aspergillus candidus
Lineage: Eukaryota; Fungi; Ascomycota; Eurotiomycetes; Eurotiales; Aspergillaceae
Product: putative UDP-galactose transporter
Exons: 4
Coding region: 699-2084 (461 amino acids)
Biological process (GO): pyrimidine nucleotide-sugar transmembrane transport
Cellular component (GO): Golgi membrane
Molecular function (GO): UDP-galactose transmembrane transporter activity
Source: RefSeq, a predicted model, not a curated record